Medioppia subpectinata is the source of this 636-nucleotide messenger RNA. The record is from the annotation of a GenBank genome assembly. NCBI's taxonomy places the organism in Eukaryota, Metazoa, Arthropoda, Arachnida, Sarcoptiformes, Oppiidae.
GCCAGAGACACCAAUAUAACGCCGCGAGAUAUCGCACAACUAUCCAAGAUUUUAAGUGAGACCGAAGAAACAAACAAUAAAGUGAUUUCAAACACAACCACAACCACUGCCACAACACACCAGUCCUUUAGUGAGAGACAACAAUCGCCGCCACAAACCAGUGAUCCAUCCGAAGACCACAAGAAGAACCGAAUUGAUUCACAAGAGGAAGAAAUAGUGAACUAUGAACUGAGCGACGAGAACAUGGAAUUAGUGGAGUUAAGUGCUUCUCAUUCCCUGUCGCCCAACCGGCAGACAACGGGAGGUCAUCGGGAACUGCCAGUCGAUGUCCCGGAAUCCUUUGUCGGUGUAGUGAAACAGACCCCCCGAUAUCCGCCCCCACAUCCGCCGCCGGCACCGCCACAGCGAACCUCAUCGCAAGCGCCACAGAAUGAGAAGAUUCGCAAAUAUUCGGAAGAAAUUAGCCAAAAGAAAGCGGAGGAAGAGUUCCUGCGGUCGAGUCUCAGAGGUAGCAAAAAACUACAACAACUCGAACACAAUAAGCCGAAAGAGUUGGAACCCGUAGUCAAUAAUGCCUUCGAAGCCGAUGACGACGACGACCCCCAACUCAUCGACUCCGACACCAAUACAGGUAUG